AUGUCAAAAUUUGUUUGUCUUGAAUUUGCUCAAGCAGAUACUCGUAUCUCUGUGCCAAAUGAUCUUCUGGCCGAGGCAUCUCAAGACAGUGACUCCAUUCUUCAUUCGACAGACUCGGAUGUCUUUCUGGCCGACAUUCCACCUGAAGGUUUAGUCUGUCCCAAUUAUGUUAACCUUGCUCUUGAAGAAGCUAGGGCAGCUGCGGCCCCACCUCCACUAGCUUGUCAAGAAAUAGUGCUUCCACCAAGUCAUGAAACCGUCACCAAUUAUGCUAAUUUGACUCUCCAUGGGCCAAGAAUUCCAAAAGCAUUCAAACAGGUCAACUACAUCGUUAUCGAUCAUAAUAACCAAAGCAAUGAGGCGGUUUCAAGUAAUGUUGGUGGCAAUGCAGGGAACAACUCGCCUACAUCUCCAACCAGCUGCAUGUCCAUUCCUGAAUCCCCCAGCAGAAAAACGGAGAGCUAUGCUAUGAUUGAUUUUGACCGCACUGUGGCGCUAUCCAAUGCUACACGUCUGACUGAGGAUGGGGGCACCCGGAAAACUAGGCACAACAGUACAAUCAGUGAUAUGCCAUAA
This is a messenger RNA of Candidula unifasciata, 576 nucleotides long. Lineage: Eukaryota; Metazoa; Mollusca; Gastropoda; Stylommatophora; Geomitridae. The record is from the annotation of a GenBank genome assembly.